AAUAGAUCAAUUGAUACAGGCCCCGGAUCGAUUGAGUGAAAUGGCGCCACGACGUACUAGGCUUGCAAUGAGGGCUAAUGACACUCCCGAUCAGGCCCCACCGCCUAACCCGGGAAACGGGGAAUGGAGGGACGAGUUUUGCCAGUUUCAGGAGACCGUGUGGCACCACCUGGCUGCCCACGCCCCCCACCACCUCCGGCGAGGGAUCCAGCAUGGGCGAGGGAGGAGGACCUACACCAGCCGCCGAUACCUUUGCGACGGCGGGAUACCUCCCCAUCGUCAAGGAGCUGCGGGCGAUGCAUACCCCUUGAUUCGAGGGAUCACCGAGGUCGGAAGCCGCUGAGGAGUGGCUCUCCUAGAUCACGCAGGUCUUGUAAUAUCUGCAGUGCCCGCACCAGUAUCGAGUUAUCAUUGCGAGUCAUCAUCUGUUGGGCCAGGCCCGAUAUUGGUGGGCGAAAGUUGUGCAGGAGGCACCAGGGGAGCAUCGCUUCACAUGGGAGGAGUUUCGAUAUGAGUUCGAGGCGAAGUACUAUCGACGUCAGGACCAAGAGUACCGCAUGACCGAAUUCCUCAUGUUGCAGUAGGGAGACAUGACUGUCAGCGAGUACGAGGUGGAGUUCACCCGCCUACUGAUGUACGGAGGGCAUCUGGUACACACUGAGGCAUCGAAGAUCCAGAAGUUCAUUGUUGAACUUCGACCUUACAUGCGGAGGAAGUUCGAGAUCCAGGAGUACCCGACGUUGAGUUGGUACAUUUCACAGCUUGAGAAAGUGGAGCGAGGAGAGCGGGAGAAGGAGGGGAAGACUCGUGAGCGGAGCCCCUUCAGGAAGUGCUUCGGUACAUGUUCAACUGGGAAGAACAUCCGGACCAGUGACUCGCGCGAUAAGGGUAAGGUGCCCGCUAUUCGUGCGCAACCACCACUGACGGCGAGGGACCAGUGGUAUGUUAUCGUUGCAACCAGCCCAGACACAUUCCAUAACGUUGUCCGACGAGGGCUACAAGGCCACCGGCUUUGGCGGCGAGACCACCACGACUGCCAGGCCAGGCGGACAGACCACCCUGACCACCAGCGAGGACCUGGGCAGCCCCGAGAGUUUAUGCUCUCGGCGCCGAGCAAGAGAUCCAAGAGGAGGAAGGGGAGGCUCACCCUGAUGGAGUCAAGGCUGUCGUGAUCGCAGGUACUCUAUAUCUCCAUGGAGUUGCCUGUUGAUGUUGUUUGAUAUUGGGACCACCCAUAGUUUUCUGAGUGCGGGAGUCACGGAGAGGCUUGAGACAAGAGAGAUCGAACCGAGGAAUGAUUUCAUUGUGCGCAUAACAACCGGAGAUACAUUAGAAGUGCACGGGAUCCUACGAAGCAUACCUCUUGAGGUUUGCGGGCGCCUAUUAGUCGCAGAUCUCAUUGGGCAUGGAUUGGUUGAUGA
Messenger RNA from Tarenaya hassleriana, 1421 nucleotides. RefSeq lists its product as uncharacterized. The record is from RefSeq and is a predicted model, not a curated record. Bases 591 to 1172 code for a protein of 193 amino acids. Lineage: Eukaryota; Viridiplantae; Streptophyta; Magnoliopsida; Brassicales; Cleomaceae. The transcript is spliced from 2 exons.